GCCAAUCACAGUGCAACUAACCUCUACCAUAGCCACGCGAUCGCUUUUCAUGUUUCAUCACAAACACUGGCUGUCUGACGGAGUUUUAAGUCGUCUUUUCAUUUUUCUGAUUCACUUUAAAGAGGUGUAUGAUGCUGGUGACGCAGUUGCUGAGGGGUGCAGUGAAGCAUGCUGGAAGUACUCCCCACUGCAGUGUUGAGAGACUGAUCUCAGUUGCACGUGGUAUCAGCUCAUCCUCACAACAGUUAUCAGCAUUUGGGAGAACAACUCCACCGUCCUGCACUGACAUUGACCACCCUAAAGUCCUCAUCACUGGAGGGCUAGGACAGCUGGGGGUGGGGCUCGCCAAGUUGCUAAGGAGACGAUUUGGAAAAAACAACGUGAUCCUGUCUGACAUUAGGAAGCCCCCCAACGACGUCUACCACGAUGGUCCGUUCAUCUUCUCAGACAUCCUGGACUAUAAGAACCUCAGGGAGAUUGUAGUGAACAACAACAUCAGCUGGCUGGUUCACUACUCGGCUGUGCUGUCCGCUGUGGGAGAGAACAACGUCGCGCUGGCCAAAGAAGUCAACAUCACAGGUCUCCAUAACAUAUUAGACAUAGCAACCGAACAUGGUCUGCGUGUGUUUGUCCCCAGCACCAUCGGUGCCUUUGGUCCGUCCUCACCCAGGGACCCUACACCUGAGCUGUGUGUGCAGAGGCCACGCACCAUCUAUGGCGUCUCCAAGGUGCACGCAGAGCUGAUGGGUGAGUACUACCACCACAGGUAUGGGCUGGACUUCCGCUGCCUCAGGUAUCCAGGUGUCAUCUCAGCAGACUCCCAGCCAGGAGGGGGAACUACAGAUUACGCUGUCCAGAUCUUUCAUGCAGCCGUGAAAACUGGCUGUUUUGAGUGCAACCUGCACGGCGACACACGGCUUCCCAUGAUGUACAUCGAUGAUUGUCUCAGGGCUACUUUAGAGUUCUUGGAGGCUCCGGCAGACACGCUGGUCAGCCGCACCUACAACAUCAACGCCAUGAGCUUUACACCACACGACCUCACCCAGGAGAUCCAGAAAGUCCUGCCUGACCUCAAGGUCACCUACAAUGUGGAUCCCAUCCGGCAGGCUAUAGCGGACGGCUGGCCGAUGGCGUUAGAUGACAGCGCAGCGAGGCGGGACUGGGGCUGGAAACACGAGUACGACCUCGCAGAGUUGGUGCAGACCAUGCUGGCCCACAUCACCAUGGGCAACCAGCUUGCACAAGCCUACUGAGCCUUUUGUAGCAUUUUGGUAGCAAAGCUUUACUUGAAAGUGUGUGACAUUGAGGAUUUGAGUAUUUUUAGCGUUCAAUGAUACACUUUAAAAAGUUAUGUCUCAACAAAAUCACCAGGUCUGACCUAAAAGCUUAAGAUCCUAAAUUAAUAACAAGAUUUAGACCAUUCAAAUAAUUACGACCAAUUUGACUAAGAUAUGAAACUACAUAUUAUAAAAACAUUCCAGACCUCCUAAUAUCAUGUCUUUGGUAACAUCUGUGAUUUUGAACCCCCUCCUUAUCUGUCCAUCCAGCUUUUGUGUGAAACUAAUGUGCUUACUGUGCUGCAAGCGCCUGCUGGAUACUGUCACCACCUGACUGCACUGUUAAGAGAGUUAAGCUCUCUCUCUCUGAAUGUACUGUAUUUAUAUAUGUAUGUCAUAUUGUGAAUGUAAAGUAUGCAGAUGCCGGCCUGUCGUCUGUAGCAGCUAAAUGCUUGCCUUAGGGGGGCACCUCUGCCGUCCUGAAAACCAGUUAGCUGUUAGCAAGAGCUGCACUCCAACUGGCCACCAAAAUACACCAUAAUCAUAAACACUGAAAGGCUUUACCUCGGGUGCUGUUACUAUAGAAACUGGUAACGCUUGCCCUUCUGUAGGGAUAGUUUACGGGUGCUUUAACUGUAGUUGCCUAGCAGAGCUUUAGACCUUCAAGUGUUCAGGUUAAAGAAGAAUAGCUCCUUUGCACUAGGUGAUUUUGAUAUUUUUAUUUCUAUCUAAAUGGUUUUUAUUGUUGCUUUCUGUGUGGAAGCUGCAGUCUCGGUGCUGAAUCUUUAUGAAUGUUUAAUCAGUUAAUGUAGCAGCCGUCGGAGUUCUUCAGUUUUGGAGUUGUGCUUCCAUGACUUGAGUUU
Epinephelus fuscoguttatus (brown-marbled grouper) is the source of this 2140-nucleotide messenger RNA. RefSeq names its product L-threonine 3-dehydrogenase, mitochondrial-like. Gene Ontology annotation, biological process: L-threonine catabolic process. NCBI's taxonomy places the organism in Eukaryota, Metazoa, Chordata, Actinopteri, Perciformes, Serranidae. The record is from RefSeq and is a predicted model, not a curated record. The transcript has 10 exons. Bases 129 to 1253 code for a protein of 374 amino acids. Gene Ontology annotation, molecular function: L-threonine 3-dehydrogenase activity.